AUGCGCCUCUUACAGGCUACAUCCGACAACGACUUCAGCCUGGUCGAAUACUUUGAUAACAUCCCGCCAUAUGCGGUUCUUUCUCAAACCUGGGGUGCGGAUCAUGAAGAAGUCACAUUCAAAGAUAAAUACAAGGGCAAGGGCAAAGGCAAGACAAAGCUUGGAUACGAAUAG
Molecule: messenger RNA, 174 nt
Organism: Alternaria arborescens
Lineage: Eukaryota; Fungi; Ascomycota; Dothideomycetes; Pleosporales; Pleosporaceae
Exons: 1
Coding region: 1-174 (57 amino acids)
Source: RefSeq, a predicted model, not a curated record